AGGCGAAGGAACGGAGGAGGGAACACUGGGGAUUUAGUUUCGUAGUUUGCAUAUAUCUCUCUCUCUAUAUUUGUCCUUUCGACAAAUAGCAGAUUUUGACGUGUUGGUUUCCUUAUUCUCCGCCAAAUGUAGAGAUGCUUUUGGGCGGAAGAAGGACUUGAAGAAGAAGAAGAAGAAGAAGAAGAAGAAGAAGAAGAAGUGAAAUUAAGGACCAACUGCAAUCCAAUCCAGCUUGCACGCAUCACUAGUCUCCACCGCUCGUCUCUGAAUCCUUAUCCGAAAUUCUGCGUGAAUACCCUCGAUUGUCUCUGUCUCUAUUUCUUCUCCUCUGCUAGAAUCUAGAUGGACUGCUGCCCUAUCUGAAUCUUAUCCUUCCAUUUUUUUUAUUUCUUCUUUUCUCAUAUCUAGAUUUCUUCGCUAAAUUCAGUGACAUUUUUUUUUCCAGGGUUUUACUUUUACCUGCUCUCUCCUUCUUUCGAAACCCUCGAAUAUUUCCUGUGCUUAUUACCCAAACUAUCGAAUCGCGGGUUUCUCUCUUCAUAUUUUCUGCCGUUGCUGUUGCCCGUGGUUGCUCUUCUUCCCUUUCCUUUUUUUUUUUUUUUCUAACUAAACUUUUAUGGCAUUAAUUUCGGCCUUGUGCGAUAUCUUACAAAGACCUACGAUUGGGGACGUUUUCAUGGAGCUGGUGAUGUUUUUGGGUCCUCUGUCGAUUGCUUUUCUUAUAGGGCUUGUAAUUGGAUGGUCGUGGAAGCCAAAAUGGGCGACUUUGGGCGGACAUAAGCUGGAUUGUUCAGUGUUAAAUCCUUCUUCAUCGUUACAAUCGCCAUCCUUUUUGCCUGGUUUUAUUUCUCCCCCGUUGUUUGGUUUUGUUUCCAUACCAAAAAGCCUUAAUUCUUUGAAGCCACAGCUGCCCAGUUGCAAUUCAUGGAUCUCUGAUGAUGGGUUGGAGAAGGAGACCUUCUCUGCGCCGGCAGCUGAAAGUCCCAUCUGCAGUUCGUUACAGCUGAAAAGUGAAAAAUCGGUUCUUGUGACGGGGGAGGAUCUAGAACAUUUGUGUCAGCUUGUUGAGGUGAAAGACGGAGGUCCAGCAUGGAUACAGAUGAUGGAUCGCUCAACCCCUAACAUGAGCUAUCAAGCUUGGCGGAGAGACCCUGAGACCGGCCCUCCACAAUACCGCAGCAGAACUGUUUUUGAGGAUGCUACACCGGAGUUGGUGAGGGACUUCUUUUGGGAUGAUGAGUUCCGAAUGGAGUGGGAUGACAUGCUUAUACAUUCUACAACAUUGGAGGAAUGCCCCACCACAGGAACUAUGGUAGUUCAUUGGAUACGCAAGUUCCCCUUCUUCUGUAGUGACAGAGAAUACACCAUAGGACGCCGAAUUUGGGAAUCAGGAAGAACAUAUUACUGUGUCACUAAGGGAGUACCCUAUGCUUCUGUGCCAAGGCGUAACAAACCAAGACGUGUUGACCUGUACUAUUCAAGUUGGUGCAUUCGAGCUGUGGAAUCAAAGAGAGGAGGUGGUCAGCUGACUGCCUGUGAGGUGGUACUCUUCCAUCAUGAAGAUAUGGGCAUUCCAUGGGAAAUUGCGAAGCUUGGUGUUAGACAGGGUAUGUGGGGAGCUGUGAAGAAGAUUGAACCAGGCUUACGUGCCUACCAGAGACGUAGGGCAUCAGGGGCCCCAAUCUCCCAGUGUGCUUUUAUGGCCCAGAUCAAUUCCAAGGUCAAUGCAGAGUACCUGAGAUCAUUAGAGACCAACAAUGGUUCCUCAGAGGUUGAAAACUUGAAUUUGUCUGAUGAGAAACCCAAGGGGAAGGGCAUCCCGAAGCUCCUGGUUGUAGGUGGGGCUGUCAUACUUGCUUGUAGUCUUGACAAAGGCCUGUUGACCAAAGCAGUUAUAUUUGGAGUAGCCAGACGGUUUGCAAACAUUGGGAAGAUUGGGAGGAGGUUGUGACGCUGCCUCACUCACCAGGGAGCAACUGGAGGAAUACCAUGGAGGGAAUUCUGGAAUUAGAUAGCAUUUUUUAUUCUUCACUUCAGAAAAAAAAAAAAAACCCCAGAAUUUAUCACACCCGUCCAAUUCGGGUGAGGGGGGAAAGAUGUACGGUUAGCCUUAGCCCACCAAAGUAUGUUUGUAGUCUAUAGAAAUAAAUAAUGUCAACAAAGGAUGAAGGAUCCAAUGCCACUGGAAUAAGGGCCGGAAUCUAAUCCAAUUUUCCUUCUCA
Molecule: messenger RNA, 2222 nt
Organism: Macadamia integrifolia
Lineage: Eukaryota; Viridiplantae; Streptophyta; Magnoliopsida; Proteales; Proteaceae
Exons: 6
Coding region: 617-1951 (444 amino acids)
Molecular function (GO): lipid binding
Source: RefSeq, a predicted model, not a curated record